Molecule: messenger RNA, 3261 nt
Organism: Camellia sinensis
Lineage: Eukaryota; Viridiplantae; Streptophyta; Magnoliopsida; Ericales; Theaceae
Gene: UGP3
Product: UDP-glucose pyrophosphorylase 3
Biological process (GO): UDP-N-acetylglucosamine biosynthetic process
Molecular function (GO): UDP-N-acetylglucosamine diphosphorylase activity
Source: RefSeq, a predicted model, not a curated record
CAAACUGUCCCAAACUGCGUUGUGUUGUGUCCAAAAGUCAUGUCCUGGAAAUAUUCUCGUUAGUUGGCGUGCUCUCUCUCCUCUCUUUCUCUCUCUGUCUCUCUCACACUUCGGUAUAUCCUUCCGGAAUCUCGUCUUAUCCCCCAUCCCCCACCUCCUCCUCCUCCUUCUUCUUCUUCUUCUUCUUCAAUUCAUUUCCAAAAAUAUCACUCUGUCUUCUCUCUCUCUCUCCUCCAAGUCUGAACCAUGGCGCGCACAGGCACAGCUCCAAUUCUUCACAACAACAAACUUCUCUUCACCUUCCACACCAAACCAACCCCUCAAUCCCUCUUCAACUCUCACUACUACUCUCUCCACUCCACAAAGCCUCUCACUUCUGUCUCUUUCUCUCUCUUCUCUCCAUCCCCAUCCCCAUCAUCCUCUUCACACCCCUGUUUUCGAAUCACCCGUGUCUCCACCGCCCCUGUCGAGUACGCCCCUGACUUCGAUUUCCACAGAGAAAUCGCUCGCCUCCAAUCUCUCCGAUCUCAGCUCUCCAACUCCACAACCCUAGACGAUAAGCUCCGAGUCAUUGACACUGAUUCCAGAGUGAAGCGCUUCUUUGGGGCGCACAAAAAUGGGGUUUCUAGGGUUUUUGAGUCUCUUAAUUUGGACGAGUAUGAACUGUUUUUGCUCAAAUGUGUCAUUGCCGCGGGGCAAGAGCAGGUUCUGGGUUCGGUUGAGGUGGCGUCGUCGGCCAGAGGACCUUUAAAGAGUGCUCUGUAUGGUUUGGUUGAAAUGAUUGAGAAGUUGGGUGUCAAUAGUGGGGAUGGAUUGGUGAAGAAGGUUGAGGGUGAAGAGAUUGGGGCAUUGAGAAUAUUGCUCAAGACACUCGGAGAGAUGGAACAAUUCUAUGACUGCAUUGGAGGAAUCAUUGGAUAUCAGAUAGCAGUACUAGAGCUUCUUGUUCAGUCAACAUAUGAACGACAGACAAUAAACUGGUCCCAGAGCAUCAAUGAAUCAAUGGAAUGCCAAUUCUUGGAAAUUCAUUCUCCCAGUGUACUUGACCUUUCACAAGAUACAGAAUAUGCAUCUCAAGCAGCCCUAUGGGGAAUCGAGGGUUUACCAGACCUAGGUGAAAUUUAUCCUCUUGGAGGUUCUGCAGACAGGCUUGGUUUGGUUGACCCUGACACAGGUGAAUGUCUCCCUGCUGCAAUGCUUCCUUAUUGUGGACGGACUUUAUUGGAAGGUCUUAUAAGAGAUCUUCAGGCUAGAGAAUUCUUGUAUUUCAAGUUGUAUGGAAAACAGUGCAUUACGCCUGUUGCAAUUAUGACGAGCUCGGCAAAGAACAACCAUGAACGCAUCACAUCACUUUGUGAAAGACUUGGAUGGUUUGGAAGAGGUCGAUCACAUUUCAAACUUUUUGAACAGCCUCUUGUUCCAGCUGUUAGUGCAGAAGAUGGUCAAUGGCUGGUCACCAGACAAUUCAUGCCUGUUUGCAAGCCUGGUGGUCAUGGUGUGAUAUGGAAACUUGCAUAUGAUAAAGGCAUUUUUCAUUGGUUUUAUGACCAUGGAAGAAAAGGCGCAACUGUCAGACAAGUCAGUAAUGUUGUGGCGGCUACAGAUUUGACCCUCAUGGCAUUGGCGGGGAUUGGUCUACACCAUGGAAAGAAACUGGGGUUUGCGUCCUGUAAGCGGAACGUGGGGGCUACAGAAGGAAUAAAUGUUUUAGUUGAGAAAAAAAAUCUUGAUGGAAUGUGGGCAUAUGGUUUAUCAUGCAUUGAGUACACUGAGUUUGACAAGUUUGGGAUCACUGUUGAACCUCUUUCUCCUAAUAGUUUGCAGGCAGAGUUCCCUGCCAAUACAAACAUUCUAUAUGUGGAUUUACCUUCUGCAGAGCUUAUUGGAUCAAGCAAUAGUGAAACCAGUUUGCCAGGCAUGGUGCUCAAUAUAAAGAAGCCAAUUACAUACAUGGAUCAGUUUGGAAUCCAGCAUUGUGUCUUUGGUGGACGGCUGGAAUGCACAAUGCAAAACAUGGCUGAUAAUUUUUUCAGUACACAUUCAUCUCGAUGUUAUAAAGGUGUAGAAGCAGAUGUGCUGGAUACUUUUAUUGUGUAUAAUGAGCGAAGGAAGGUCACAUCAUCUGCUAAGAGGAAAAGAAGACAUGCUGACAAGUCUUUGCACCAGACUCCAGAAGGUUCACUGUUGGAUAUUAUACGCAAUGCCUAUGAUCUUCUUUCUCACUGUGAUAUAAAAAUUCCUAAGAUUGAAGGUAAUGACAAAUAUGUUGAUUCUGGACCCCCAUAUCUCAUCUUCCUUCAUCCUGCUUUGGGCCCACUGUGGGAAGUCACCAGACAAAAAUUUCGUGGAGGUUCCAUUUCCGAGGGUUCCGAGUUACAAAUAGAGGUUGCUGAAUUCUCGUGGAGAAAUGUUCAGCUCCAUGGAAGUUUGAUAGUUGUGGCUGAAAAUAUCCUGGGCUCAACUAGGAUUGAUGAAAAUGGUGAGCUCAAACUAAGAUAUGGGCACAGGUGUGGAAGAUGUAAGUUACAGAAUGUCAAAGUACUGAAUGAAGGAAUUGAUUGGACUUCAGGAAACAACACAUACUGGAAGCAUGAUGUACAGCGGUUUGAGGCAUUAAAGGUCAUACUGCAUGGAAAUGCUGAAUUUGAAGCAACAGAUGUUGUCUUUCAGGGCAAUCAUGUCUUUGAAGUCCCACAUGGCUACAAAUUGAAGAUCACAUCUGGAAAUUCAGGUUUUUAAUUUGAGGCUUCGUAGAACAUUUAAACCUUAUUGAAGAGAAAUUGAUGGAUUUGGGAAGCUGGUUCUGGAGCUACAAAAUAAAUGGAACACACAUUCAAUUGGAAUUGGUGGAGCUGUAGAAGACUAACCAGAUCUGUGACCUUGCCUUAUGUGAACUGUGGUUCACAAAAGUACCCAGAGCUCACUACCAAUUUAUCGGGGUUGAUUCAUUCUUGGUUGAACCGAAGUUCAACCCUCUCUUACUCUCAGAUCUUUAUUGUAAUAGUAUGUUAAUUGAGAGCCUAGUAAGACUAAAAGUUUCCCGGCUGCAGCUCAUGUAACUUAGAUGUAAAUUAAGUGUAAAGACAGCGUAAUAGAAGAUAUAAAUUUAAUGUUUCUAUCUAGAUGGCCGACUUUAUCAUGUAGAUGGUGAAUUUUCUUUCUGCUGCAAAAGGUCUUUGCUUCUUGGUUGUAAUUUAUUAUUUUUGGAUCUUGAUUCAAUCAUUUAUUAAAAUGACUGGAGUUGAUGCUAUUUCUCUAUCA